This is a messenger RNA of Gadus morhua (Atlantic cod), 2875 nucleotides long. It is a transcript of the gene gata4, whose product is annotated as GATA binding protein 4. Gene Ontology annotation, biological process: cell fate commitment; negative regulation of transcription by RNA polymerase II; positive regulation of transcription by RNA polymerase II. Gene Ontology annotation, molecular function: DNA-binding transcription factor activity, RNA polymerase II-specific; zinc ion binding; RNA polymerase II cis-regulatory region sequence-specific DNA binding. The record is from RefSeq and is a predicted model, not a curated record. Gene Ontology annotation, cellular component: nucleus. NCBI's taxonomy places the organism in Eukaryota, Metazoa, Chordata, Actinopteri, Gadiformes, Gadidae. The coding region runs from base 297 to 1496 and encodes 399 amino acids. The transcript is spliced from 6 exons.
AGAGCGAGUGAGGGAAGGGGGAGUGAUAGGGUGAUUCUUUAUCACUAUGGUAGGCCCACUCUCUACCUCUGCGCUCCAUUCCACCUCUAAUCGCCUCUCCGUCAUACCUUCUUAAUUCUCAACAUCCUCGGGUUCCACUAAGGUAAGCUAAGAGUUCCACUUUGGAAAGACGCGGGCUUUAGACACUCUGAGAUCGGGAGUUAAUCGGCCAUAAAUCCGUGUAGCACCGCAGCUCGAUAAUCAUCGGUUAUCCUAUUUCGGCUAUCGACACGGAUGUCCAGACCGAGGGAGAGGAUAUGUACCAGGGCAUAAUGGCAACCAACCACGGACCCCCGUCCUACGAGGCCGGAUUCCUCCACAACGCCGCCUCGGGAGCGUCCCCCGUGUACGUGCCCACCACCCGGGUCACCCCCAUGAUCCCCUCGCUGCCCUACCUCCAGCCCCACGGCGCCUCGCAGCAGGGGGGGCCGGUGUCAGGACACUCCGCCUGGGCGCAGCCGGGCGCCGACUCCUCGUCCGGGACUCCGUAUAGCAGCGCGAGUGGCGCGCGACACGCGUCUCCAGCUUCCUCGCGCUUCGCCUACUCCACGAGCCCCCCCGUGGGAUCCGGGGGGGUGGGUCGCGAGACCGCGUCGUCGUACGCGAGCCCACUGAACAUCUCCGCCGGCGGGAGGGAGCAUUACGGCACGCGGGGCCUCGGCGGGUCGUACCACAGCCCAUACCCGGCCUACAUAAACCCGAGCCUGGGCGGGACGUGGCCGUCGUCCCCCUUCGACAGCUCCGUGCUCCACGGGCUGCAGGGCGCCGGGCAGUCCGCGACGAGGCACCCCAACCUCGACAUGUUUGACGAUUUUGCCGAGGGCCGUGAGUGUGUGAACUGCGGGGCCAUGUCCACCCCCCUGUGGAGGCGAGAUGGUACGGGCCACUACCUCUGCAACGCGUGCGGACUGUACCACAAAAUGAACGGUAUCAACAGACCGCUCAUUAAACCCCAACGAAGGCUGUCUGCGUCGCGGAGGGUGGGGCUGUCCUGCACCAACUGUCACACCACCACCACCACCCUGUGGCGGAGGAACGGCGAGGGGGAGCCCGUCUGCAACGCCUGCGGCCUCUACAUGAAGCUCCACGGGGUCCCCCGACCUCUGGCCAUGAAGAAAGAAGGGAUCCAGACCCGGAAACGCAAACCCAAGAGCCUCAACAAACCUCACCUAGGUUUGUGGUCGCCAGGAUGUGACGGCUCCCCUGCAAACACCGGCACCACGCCAGUCGCCCCCACCAUCAGCACCGCCCCCCCCGUGGACGAACCACGGCAGAUAAAGGCCGAGCCAAACACCUCCAACCUGUACACACACCACAGCACACACAACCAGAAUUCCGCCCUACCCUCUUACAUGAACGUCCAUGGAGGGGCCCAUCCUCUUAAAAUGUCUCCUAGGGCCCACGUGGGGGCCUCAAGCUCCAAACCAGAACCCUGGAACAACUUAAUCCUUGCCUAGAGUGCCGGGUACCUGCAAUAUCACGAUACCUGAUACAGAUACACACAAGCAUAUGUUCCUAGAUGGAGGAUGAUGUUUAGAUAAUGGGGGAUACGCCGAUUUUGCGCCGUGUUGUUCUGUGAGUUUAUAUCAUCCGUCAGCAAAACACACAACUCCACUAUGAUGCAGAAAUGGAUCGGAAACACUACACAUCAAAAUAUAUGCUGGGCAAUGCAUACCUGGUCUGGCAGGAAGGGUUGGUUUUUUGUUGGAUCCGAACAUCAGAGUAUCCUUACUAAAGUGUAGGCUAAUAUACUUAUAUUGAACUUAAGGUUUGAAACACUCAUCUAAGUAUGGCCACACAAAAAAAUCAAGUGCUUCAACAAUACAGUGUUAUAUACUGGUUUGGAUCAGGGUCAUUUAAAAAUAGCUGAUCUGCGUGGAAUUUCCCCUCCUUUUAGUUAGUAGCCUAGUCAUUUCGUGUCAACUUGUUGACAAACUGUCAUGGUCAUUUAUAAUAGGUCAUGACUCGUAAACUGGAAAAAGAAUACCGGUCAAAACAGCCGGGAAAAUGCCACGCUACUCCAACAAAUAGUCGACACAACCAUGAAGUAUAGCCUUUUAUACUUACUUGAAAAGUUAGUCCAGAUAGUGCAUCACUCCUCCAGACAAAUUGUCAAACUGCCUCUAGAUUGUAACACAUGAUCACCCUCGAGGCUUGGAAAAGGCCGGCUUAUCUCACUUUAAUUUAAGAAUGGACAAAUACAUCUUACAUUUUCAUUACUCAGAGUGAUACAAAUGUAUCACUACUUAUGUGACUAAAACGAUGCUCACAAAUCAUGUGAUGUGAAUGAGUUGACCUGCCCGUAGCACUCUCUCUGUAUUGUAACCUUCUAGUGCACCUUUCUCUUGUAAGAUAUGGAAAUGCUUCUCUGAUUUAGGUCUUUUUUGUAGGGUCUGGCUAAUAUUUAUAUACACAUAUAUACAAAUAUAUAUAUAUAUACAUACAGCCAAAACCCCAUAACUGUGUAAUAAACCUGUUUCAUAGUAGAUGUGAUGUCAAAAAUACUGUUAUUUUCUUUCUUCAAAAUACUGCAAAAAUGUAUGCUUUAAUUGACCUGUGACAAACCUGGAGAAAUAUGAAUGAACUGGCGGCGGUCUUGACACUUCUACAUAAUGUCAUUAUCCUAAAUAUAAAUAUGCAAUCCUUUAUGUAAAGAAAACAACCUCCACUCCAGUUAAGUUGUUGAAUGUGCUGUCAACACCACCGACGUAGUGACGAAUGUGCGUGUGGAAGAUCUCCCCGUGCACCAGCUAAUGCCGGAGAUCGUUCCUCUAUGCCUAGCCGAAGCCCUGCAGAGGACACUGUAAUAAAGACAAAGCAUUAUGCGUACACAACG